Ostrea edulis (European flat oyster) is the source of this 4609-nucleotide messenger RNA. RefSeq lists its product as uncharacterized. NCBI's taxonomy places the organism in Eukaryota, Metazoa, Mollusca, Bivalvia, Ostreida, Ostreidae. Bases 213 to 2030 code for a protein of 605 amino acids. The record is from RefSeq and is a predicted model, not a curated record. The transcript has 8 exons.
ACAAAUAAUAUUUACAUGUAAACAAGCUGACAGGUCGAGAUUGGAGAUUUCGAGAAUCAUUAUGAAAAGUGAUGUGUGCGACUCAAGCAUCUUCGCAAGGAAAGUGUUUUUGAAAAUUUGCACUUGAAGACGAAGACUUGGACAGUUCAUUACAAUGAUGAAUCUGAACUUCUUUACUGGAUCUGACCUGACUCACUAGAUGACAUCUUAGAAUGGUCAUCAGAGUGUAUAAUAUAGGUGAUGGCCAGUCGGUGAGUCUGCAUCUCCCUCUUCUGAUAGGUGACAUCGACUGCACCACGUCGGAUGGAUUCAUUACAGUACACAACACCUCAGUCCCCAGCAGUCAACAAGUCAUAUGGCCAGUUGUUGAGGGAGCAUUCAAAGUGUUGGUUAAGUUAAAAGUUGGAGAAAAUGUAAUCCGUCUUGUUUAUGAGUCUCAGCUUUUGGUUUUAACCCUUACACGAUACAUUCCACAAAUCCCUGUCUUUGUUCGGCCGGUGUACAUCAUCUGUUGUGAUGAUGACGGGAGUUUUCAAGCUCCAGAUGGUGAAGACUGUUCUGUACAAAGUGCUGUAGAGAGAGUAACAUUAGCUACCAUGCUAGUCCAAACAUUUACAGCAGAAAAGUUGAAUGAACAUGGCUUUGGCCACAAAACAUUCCAGCUUGAAAUGGAUCAAGAUUACGAACCAUUUUGUCAUAUUUUUCGAAGUCAGCUGACUCUAGAACAAGCUCACUCAAUGACAGGCAAUGAGCUAUGGACUUAUUUUGCCAAGGAAUUAAUGAAGUCUAAUCUUACUCAAAAGGAUUUUUGCAAAUGGUUUUGUUUUAUGUCAUUCACUCGAUAUUUUCUACCAGAAGACAUAGAACCUCCUAGAUCCCAUGGUGAUGUCCUCAGUCACACGAAAGGCCAUGCUGCUCUUGGUGGAGGAGGGUUGGCUUUGUUUGGUACUGGUAACUUACACACCUGGGCUAAAAAUAUUGAUGAAAUUCAUCAAAGAUUCACAGAUAUUCGGAAAAUUGACAGGAAGAAAUUUAUGGAUGACAGUGCAUACAGGGAAUACCAUUGGGCCAACUAUGCAACUGGCUUAGGGGCAGCUUUACAUGAGCUGGGGCACACAUUUGAUCUUGCUCACACCCCAACUGGGGUUAUGGCUCGAGGCUUUGAUGACAUCAACAGAGUCUUCAUAGUCCAGAGGUAUAAGUCUAAACAGCAGUGGCAACGAGACAGGGACACUAGCGAGGACAGAAGUAUUGCCAGCAGCAUUGAGUCCUGCAAUGAGGCCACAUUAACAGGAGUGUAUACCCCCAAUGCUGUUCCGUGUCUAAAUCCAGUCCAAAAAUACAAUAAAUCUGCAAGUAAAUGCUAUGUAGCCCCACCACCAUUAGUUGUCAACUUGGAGUCAAAUUUCAAGCCCUCAGUACCUACCAGUUUGACAUUCAGUGCAAGAAAUUAUGAUGGUACAGAACGACACCAAACCGUGUCUGAGCAGAUAGGAUGUGAGGUUGUCACUGAUCUCUUAUUGGGAGUGGAUGGUCGUGUGCUGGCUAAAACACAGUCUAGGAGAGAGAAGAGCAGCUCUUGUUCAUCUAUAAGCUCUUCCUCCCCACCUCCAUCACCACUGUCCGCCACACCAUUGACUCUGCCCAAUUCUCCUGAAGGACCACCCACUCGACAGCCAUCAUUUACAGAUGGUGGUGCCCACUGGUAUAGGUCCUCAGCAGUUCUUCUCUAUUUCCACAGGUGGUUCAACAAAAGUAAUCCAGCAAACCAAGGAAAACCACCAGAAAUAACAGGGAACAUUGUGAAGUCCUGUAAUGGUCUACGACUGGUGGAGCUGCGAUCAGAUCCCCAAGAGGAAGUGUUCCAUUUCUGGGAGUUUAUACAGGACACACCCCCAAAUGUGUUUUAUCUGAAGAGAUCACAGAUCAGAAAUCUCCCACCUGGGGCUUCACUUAUUACAGUUUUUGUAGAGGAUACAUAUGGUAAUAUAGCUAAAACAAAAGUUAAUAUAGAAGACAUCUCUAAAUAGUUCUUUAUAAGUCUGUGUUUGAAAUAGAUUGUUGUUGGUGUUUAGUUUUAUGUCAUGUACAAAAAGAUGGUAUUUUCUUUGUUUUAUAUGGACUAGUGCUAUAAUUAUGAAGUACUAUUUGCUCCAUUAAGGUUGUUAAAAAGAAUAAGAGUAAAUUCUCUUUUUAUGUACACAUGUACCACUGCAUUUUCAUUUAAACAUAUUAUACUGUCUAUUUUUGUAACGAGAUCUCUAUAGGUUUUCAAGGUUUCAAGCAGGAUUCCAUUCUCUAACCUAAUGUUCCUAUCUUUCACAGACCCUUUUAAACAAUUUCUACUUUUCACACUUUGAUCUCAUUUACUUGUAUGUGCCUUUUUUAUUUGAUGUACGUAUAAGUAAGCAAUUCAAAUAUAAGAUAAGAAUGAUCACUUUAAUGAUGAGAAACAACCUCAUGAAUUGUGCAAUGAGAAAGGUGAUAUAUGCCCCCAUUUUCAGAUUUAUCUAGUUCACCUUUAAGAUUAAAAUUGGCAGAGUAAUAAGUUGUAUGAGAAAUGUUAAGACUUAAUGCAAAUAUUGACUGAAGGAUAUGAAUUUUUAAAAUUGCUAGUUUCUUUGGAUAUAAAAGACAAGUUCCUGUACGUGUACUUGACAUGAUCUUGAUUUAAAUUAGCUCUUCUUCUCUGUAUGGUAAUGGAUAAAUAGAGAAUUUCAUAUUUUAUCACAAGUAUAAAUUAGCACUCUUGCUUUACCUCCAAAGCAGCUAAAUUUUUUAUCCCGCUUAGAUAAGUAUAUGUAUGGUGGAAACUAUCAUUGUGGUGUACCACUACCUCAGUAGAUCUAUCCAUUUACAUACAGUAGUGGAUGACCGGGACUUGUGCAGCUACAACUCUUGUCAUUUUAAUGACUUCUCAUAGUACAUGUAUGUAUUUCUUUUAGCUUUAGACUUAGUUUGAAUUUAUUUUAGAGCUUCACUGUCUAGCAGUAGGAUCAGAUAUAGGGAGAUUGUCACCCUGUGAUAUUUUGGGCAUAUUUUGUCCAAACAUAUCACAUUCAAAUACUAUUUUAUCCUGAUAUACAUAUAAAUGAGAGUUUUAUAAUGGUCUGAUAUUAGUCCCAUUACAAAUUAACCCAAAGUGAAAAAGGGCAAAAGGACUAAAACAAAAAAUUAUAUUUCCCAGUGUACAGAAUUUAACAAUGCGGUUGUAAUGGUUGGGUGUUUUUGUGUUUUGAAUCUUUCUAGUGCCGCUAUUAUGGAAUAACGUUUCUAAGUUUUAAUCGGAUGUGAAGAUCCCUAAGGAGACUCAUUUCCAAAAUAAGAUGUGUACUUGUAGUGUAUGAAAGACAGGAUUUUAAAAAUGACCUUUGUACUGUAUUGUCAGGGGGAAAAGGAACUACCCUUGUAGUACAGAAUCACAGAAAUAUGUAGCAUUUUAAGUAUUACGAUAGUACAUGCACUUACUGCAUAAUUAUGUAAUACUAAAAUUAUUUUCAUAGACAAAUGAGUCAUAUUUGAUGCAGAUGUGUGCCAUAUAUAGUAUUUACUGGAAGGGGUGUCUUCCAAACACAAGUCUGAUCUUAAUCAAUUCCAUAUUGUUGUGCCAAAUGAAAAAGAAAACCAAUAAGAAGUUGUUUGUGUGUAUCUUUUAGGGGGAGGGGGGGGGGGGUUCAAGUAUUUUACAGUAAUUUUUAUGCCCCACCAUGAUUAUGGUUGAGGCAUAUAGUGUUUGUCAUGUCCAUCUUUUGUCCCUCUGUCCUUCCGUCACUCUUUGCAUUUAGCUCAGUUUCAAAGAAACUGAUCAAGAUAUUCAAACCUUAUAUGCUGAUAGAUAUUGGUGACAUCUAUUCAACUUCAUGACUAUUUUUGACCUUGACAUUUCCUUUGACUUUGACCUCGCUUUUCCCUAUUUGGUGUUUAGCUUAGUUUCAAAGCAACUAUUGACAAUAUUUUUAUGAAAAGUCUUACACUGAUACAGUAAUAUCAGUGGUAGCUAUUCAACUGUAGCAUUAUUUUUUGACCUUGACCUCACUAUUCCAUAAUUGGUGGUUAGCUAGUUUAAAAAUUUUUGCCCCUUUCUGAAUAUGGCCAGGGUUUUUCAUGUCCGUUUAUGAUAUCCAUGUACAUGUGCAUUUCAUGUGAGUAUAAUUUUUUUUGUUCCCCUCUUCCUUUUUAUAAGUAAUUUUGAAUAAUGAUCAUUAUUCUAUUGAUAGCUAGGCAACAUUUAACCAAUGCAAAAUUGCUAUUUAUCUUUAUAGUAAUUUUCUUAGAAUUUUAGUAAAUUUGAAUAAUAUUCAGAGUGAAAUGAAUUUAAUGGGUGAUAGUUUAAAAAUAAAAAUAAAUUUUAAAAAAGGUGACAUUUUUUUCAUUAAAACACUUCACUUUGCCAUAGAAAUAAUGCAUUAGAUUGAUAAGGGAGCGUGUUUGAAAGGUUUUCUGUUUUAUUCAUGUGUGAUAUGACAUGUAAACAACUGAUAUUUAAUCGUAUUAAAGCUUUUAGAGUAAAUAACAAUAGAAAAGAGUGUUUCAAAGGUUCUCUUUAUAUUUUAUACAUUUAUGAUACAAUUUAAACACAACUCAGAUUUAUACCAGUCUGUAUAGGCCU